Messenger RNA from Capsella rubella, 1697 nucleotides. RefSeq names its product transcriptional adapter ADA2b. The coding region runs from base 110 to 1573 and encodes 487 amino acids. Lineage: Eukaryota; Viridiplantae; Streptophyta; Magnoliopsida; Brassicales; Brassicaceae. Gene Ontology annotation, cellular component: nucleus. Gene Ontology annotation, biological process: regulation of transcription by RNA polymerase II; chromatin remodeling. Gene Ontology annotation, molecular function: zinc ion binding; protein binding; chromatin binding. The record is from RefSeq and is a predicted model, not a curated record. The transcript is spliced from 12 exons.
CCCCCCCCCACAAGUACCCUUCGAUCUUGUUUGCUGAAACUUCGAUGCUGGCAUUACCUUAGGGUUCUUCAUCCUUUUGGUUUCGACUAAUUCCCAAACUUCAGCAUCAAUGGGUCGAUCUCGAGGGAACUUCCACAAUUACGAAGACCCUACUCAGAGAACUAGGAAAAAGAAAAAUGCCGCUAAUGUGGAGAACUUUGAGUCGACAUCUAUGGUUCCAGGUACUGAGGGAGGAGGGAAGUAUAACUGCGAUUAUUGCCAGAAAGACAUUACUGGCAAAAUUAGGAUAAAAUGUGCUGUCUGUCCCGAUUUCGAUCUCUGUGUCGAAUGUAUGUCUGUUGGUGCAGAGAUCACUCCUCACAAAUGUGAUCACCCUUACCGAGUUAUGGGAAAUCUAACGUUUCCACUUAUCUGUCCGGACUGGAGUGCGGAUGAUGAAAUGCUUCUCCUAGAGGGACUUGAAAUUUACGGCUUGGGAAACUGGGCGGAGGUUGCUGAGCAUGUGGGAACGAAGAGUAAAGAACAGUGUCUCGAGCACUACAGAAACAUUUAUUUGAACUCGCCAUUUUUCCCACUUCCAGAUAUGUCACAUGUAGCAGGGAAGAACAGAAAAGAACUUCAAGCUAUGGCAAAAGGACGCAUUGAUGAAAAGAAAGCAGAGCAGAACAUGAAAGAAGAGUACCCAUUCUCUCCUCCUAAAGUCAAAGUUGAAGACACACAAAAAGAGUCUCAUACAGACAGGAGUUUUGGAGGAAAGAAACCUGUGGCCCCUGCGGUAAACAACACUUUGGUUGAAAUGAGUAAUUACAACCAGAAAAGAGAAGAGUUCGACCCUGAAUAUGACAAUGAUGCUGAGCAACUCUUGGCUGAGAUGGAGUUCAAAGAGACUGAUACUCCUGAAGAACAUGAGCUGAAGCUGCGUGUGUUGCGUAUCUACUCGAAGAGGCUUGAUGAGAGGAAACGUAGAAAAGAAUUCAUAAUAGAAAGAAACCUGUUGUACCCAAAUCCCUUUGAGAAGGACCUGUCUCAGGAGGAGAAAGUGCAGUGUCGACGUUUGGACGUUUUUAUGCGUUUUCAUUCAAAAGAGGAGCAUGAGGAGCUACUCCGUAGUGUUGUAAGCGAGUACCGCAUGGUGAAACGGCUAAAAGAUCUCAAAGAAGCUCAAGUGGCAGGGUGUCGUUCGACGGCUGAAGCAGAGAGAUAUCUGGGGAGGAAGAGAAAGAGAGAGAACGAAGAAGGGAUGAACAGAGGGAAAGAGAGCGGUCAAUUUGGUCAAAUUGUGGGGGAAAUGGGAUCUAGACCUCCUGUGCAAGCUUCAUCAAGCUAUGUGAAUGAUUUGGACCUGAUUGGAUUCACAGAGUCGCAACUUCUGUCUGAAUCCGAGAAGCGUCUAUGCAGUGAGGUGAAGUUGGUUCCACCGGUUUAUCUACAGAUGCAACAAGUGAUGUCGCACGAGAUAUUCAAAGGGAAUGUGACGAAGAAGUCGGAUGCAUAUAGCCUGUUCAAGAUUGAACCAACCAAAGUGGAUCGAGUUUAUGAUAUGCUUGUGAAGAAGGGCAUUGCUCAACUUUAAAGGCUUGUGUAGUGUUGUAUCAUAUAUAUAUGUGUGAGCUCUGUUGAGUUAUUUGUUGACAUCACCUUGUUUAUUACACCUUGUCAGAAUUAGUUUAUAAUAGAAAAAACAAUUAAGUUAUCCA